Rodentolepis nana is the source of this 450-nucleotide messenger RNA. The record is from the annotation of a GenBank genome assembly. Lineage: Eukaryota; Metazoa; Platyhelminthes; Cestoda; Cyclophyllidea; Hymenolepididae.
AUGGAUACCCGCAAUACUUUAUACCGACUUCUGUUGGAGAAUGCAAACAAUACCGAUGUCAGAGUUCGAAAAUUUUGCGAGAAAAUUGAAAACGAACUAGAUGAUGGUGAUGUUUAUGAUACGCAAUUUGAUGAAAAGUUAGUGAAAUCCUGGAUCAAUGAACUCGAAAGUCUGGUUCAAAAUAAGGAGUCACCCACUCGUUUGGCUGAGCAGAAGAAGACCACUACGGCUUCAGACAGAACUGAAACCGAAGUAAGAAAGCGUCAUAAGAAGCCUGCGAAUAAGGGCCUAUCAGAAGAUAAACAGCACGACGAAGUGGAGCGAAAACCAAAGUCAGUCGUCACAAAGUGUAUGAAUGCAGUUUAUUUUAUCUUUCUUACAUUCUUUUGUUUAAUCCUAUUAUUACGACUUAGCAUGGCUUCCUUGCAAUUCGCUGGAUUUAUAAAAUAA